AUGAAGAACUGGGGCGUCAUAGGGGGCCUCGCCGCGGCCGCCGCCGCGGGGAUUUACGUGCUCUGGGGGCCCAUGACGGAGCGGAGGCGGCGCAGGAGAGGGCUUGUACCUGGCCUCCUUAACUUAGGAAACACGUGUUUCAUGAACUCCCUGCUGCAAGGUUUGUCUGCGUGUCCGUCCUUCAUCAAGUGGCUGGAGGAAUUUACAGCACAGUACAAGACAGACCAGAGCCAGUCCCCCGAGCAUCAAUAUUUGUCCCUUACUUUGCUGCAUCUUCUAAGAGCUUUAUCUUGCCAAGAGGUAACAGAAGAUGAUGUCCUGGACGCAAGCUGCCUCCUAGAAGUGCUAAGAGUGUACAGGUGGCAGAUCUCCUCAUUUGAAGAGCAGGAUGCUCAUGAACUAUUUCAUGUCCUUACCUCUUCACUAGAAGACGAGCGGGAGCGUCAGCCACGCGUCACGCACUUGUUUGAUGUGCAUUCACUGGAGCAGCCAGAAAUAACCCAAAAGCAAAUAAACUGCAGGACAAGAGGUUCUCUUCCCCCUAUGUCAAAUCACUGGAAGUCUCAGCAUCCUUUUCAUGGAAGGCUGACUAGCAACAUGGUUUGCAAACACUGUGAACACCAGAGUCCUGUGCGGUAUGACACGUUUGACAGCCUCUCACUGAGCAUCCCAGCAGCCAUGUGGGGUCGUCCUAUGACACUGGAUCACUGUCUCCAUCAUUUCAUCUCCUCUGAAUCUGUAAAGGAUGUUGUAUGUGACAAUUGCACUAAAAUUCAGGCAGAAGGCAGUCUGCAUGGACAGAGUAUAGAAAACCAGAGAACAACAUUUGUUAAACAAUUAAAGCUAGGAAAGCUCCCUCAGUGCUUGUGUAUCCACCUGCAAAGACUGAGCUGGUCAAACCAAGGCACUCCCCUCAAACGCCACGAGCACGUUCAGUUCAAUGAGUUCCUGAUCAUGGACAUCUACAAAUACCACAUUCCUGUUCAUAAAUCAAGCCAGAAUGAUCGGAAUCAGAAAAACCCUGAAGAGACAACCUCUGAAACAAAGGAUGGGACAGCAGUAAAACCUUCAGAUGCAGAGCAGCCGUGUAGCACUAAGUCACUCUUUAUGAACGGUGCCUGCUCCCCUUCAUUUUUAAUGUCCCCGGGAACUUUUCCACUUACUGCAUUUCCUGAGUACAGUUCCCCCGUUUACCGUUACCGUCUGAUGGCAGUUGUAGUGCAUCACGGGGACAUGCAUUCGGGACACUUUGUGACUUACCGCCGCUCUCCGCCUUCUCCGAAGAACCCGCUGUCUAUCAGCAACCAGUGGCUGUGGAUUUCGGACGACACCGUGCGCAAGGCUAGUUUGCAGGAAGUCCUUUCUUCCAGCGCCUACCUGCUUUUCUACGAGCGCGUGCACUCGAGGGUGCAGCACCAGAGCUUGGAGCUGAGAGCCGAGGAGUGA
Molecule: messenger RNA, 1446 nt
Organism: Tinamus guttatus (white-throated tinamou)
Lineage: Eukaryota; Metazoa; Chordata; Aves; Tinamiformes; Tinamidae
Source: RefSeq, a predicted model, not a curated record